AUGCUCGACGAAGUGUGUAUCUCAUGGGUCCAAGCUAUACCCGUCCAAAUAAUCCGGCCAAUAUGGAGACGACCUGCAUCGAUGAUCGGUACUGGCGGCGUCCUCUCCAUUUCCAUCCUCAGCUUCUCGAGCUGGAUCUUCAGGAAUAGUUCGCGCAACGGGUCCCUCCAAUCGGAUGCAAUGUCUGAAGACGUAACGAUCUGA
Molecule: messenger RNA, 204 nt
Organism: Parastagonospora nodorum SN15
Lineage: Eukaryota; Fungi; Ascomycota; Dothideomycetes; Pleosporales; Phaeosphaeriaceae
Exons: 2
Coding region: 1-204 (67 amino acids)
Source: RefSeq, a predicted model, not a curated record